AUGACUGAGGAAUAUCUUUGGACCCAGGGACGAGCUGACUCAACAGCCAAGGAAUUGUUCACUCCUUUUAAAAGCUCCAGACCGGCCCCAGGAAUUCACUGUAGUGGAAAGCUUUACACUGGUACGGAAGUCGGUUUUCAAAAGCUAAUAGAUUGCCGUCGAGUUACAGGAUAUAAGUUUGAUUUGGCAUUAUUGUUAUCAAUUUUCGGUGGAUUGCUUGGCCUAGAUCGGUUCUAUCUUGGAUACCCGGCCUUGGGUUGUUUGAAAUUUUUCACAUUCGGUGGUUUUGGUCUCUGGUAUCUGGUCGAUAUACUCCUGAUUUCGGUUGAAACUGUAGGCCCUGCGGACGGAUCGUCAUUCCUUCGACCCUACUACGAUCCUACAGUAACACUUCUGUGCCGGACUAACUUUACGGUGUAUAUUGGCUGA
Molecule: messenger RNA, 429 nt
Organism: Schistosoma turkestanicum
Lineage: Eukaryota; Metazoa; Platyhelminthes; Trematoda; Strigeidida; Schistosomatidae
Source: the annotation of a GenBank genome assembly